Messenger RNA from Scomber scombrus (Atlantic mackerel), 3708 nucleotides. RefSeq names its product WD repeat and SOCS box containing 1 (gene wsb1). Gene Ontology annotation, molecular function: protein binding. The transcript has 9 exons. The record is from RefSeq and is a predicted model, not a curated record. NCBI's taxonomy places the organism in Eukaryota, Metazoa, Chordata, Actinopteri, Scombriformes, Scombridae. Bases 342 to 1625 code for a protein of 427 amino acids. Gene Ontology annotation, biological process: intracellular signal transduction.
UACCAGCCAGUUAGAAGCCAUUACGACACCGCGCUGUGUGCAGAAGACGACAGAAACAAACAUAGUAAAACUGUUUUUAUCUUAUAGAGUAUUGUCUUUGAAACAGGAGAAGUCCGUAGUCGAAGAAGUCAAAGGGGGAAAAAAGAUAUUUACGGAGGUUAAACGACGACUGUAUUUUUCACCCGGGACGUCAAGCUUGGCGGAGGGAUUUAACAGAGCGUUCUAGACAUCGGAAGAGUGAAAUCCGCCAUCUAAAUCCGCUCCAAUUGUUUAUUUCCAUCACAUAUCUUCGUUUUGCGGUCCGUGCUUGGCUUUUCUCUUAGGUCUCUGUCUUUAUUUAGAUGGCAAGCUUCCCAGACUCUGUCAACGAAAAUGAUAUAGGUAAGGCUAAGUUCAUCGGUGAACUCCUGGUGCCCGUUGCUCCCUUCGACCAGAAGUCUGGGCGCGAGGCUUGGACUGUAGCCUUUGCACCCAAUGGUACCUACUUUGCUUGGUCUCAGGGGCAUCGCAUUGUCAGGCUCGUUCCCUGGCAAAAAUGCCUGAAGAACUUCUAUACUGGCCAGGAUGGAGAGGGCACCAAUGCCUCAAGCCCGCGGCGCCUGUCCCGACAGAACAGCGAUGGAGGCCAGGUAAUACCAGUGGCCAACGAGCCCCGCGAACACACCAUCGACUGCGGUGACAUUGUCUGGGGUUUGGCCUUCGGCUCCUCGGUACCAGAGAAGCAGAGCCGCUGUGUUAACAUCGAGUGGCACCGGUUCAAGUUCGGCCAGGACCAGUUGCUACUGGCAACAGGCCUCAACAAUGGUCGCAUCAAGAUCUGGGAUGUUUACACUGGAAAACUUUUGCUGAACCUGAUGGAUCAUACUGAUGUAGUGCGAGACUUGACCUUUGCUCCUGAUGGCAGCCUCAUGCUGGUCUCUGCAUCCAGAGAUAAGACCCUCCGUGUGUGGGAUCUCAAAGAUGACGGUAACAUGGUGAAGGUCUUGCGGGGGCAUCAGAACUGGGUGUACUGUAGCGCCUUCUCCCCCGACUCCUCCAUCCUUUGCUCAGUGGGUGCUGGCAAAGCAGUGUUCCUAUGGAACAUGGAUAAGUACACGUUGAUGAGGAAGCUGGAGGGACACCAUAAUGAUGUGGUGUCUUGUGAGUUUUCACCAGAUGGGGCGAUGUUGGCCACCGCCUCUUAUGACACACGCGUCAUCGUGUGGGACCACCACAAGGGCACCAUUCUGCUGGAGCUGGGCCAUCUCUUCCCUCCUCCAUCACCCAUUUUUGCUGGAGGGGCAAAUGACCGCUGGGUUCGCUCUGUGAGCUUCUGCCCUGAUGGCCGCCACAUUGCCAGCAUUACUGAUGACAGGCUGGUUCGUUUCUGGAGCAUCGAGGAAAGAGCUCCUCAGGCCAUCGCCUCUCUCUCUAAUGGCCUCUGCUGUGCCUUCUCCUCUGAAGGAAGUGUCCUUGCUGCUGGGACUCGUGAUGGUGGUGUGCACUUCUGGGAAAGUCCUCGUAGCAUUGCCAGUCUGCAGCACAUGAGCAGGAUGGCUCUCCGCCGGGUGAUGACCACAGAGCAGGUGGAGACUCUGGCCAUUCCCACGCCACUCCGCGACUACCUAACCUAUAAAGUCAUCUAAUCCCCCAUCCACCCAGCCCCCACUGCCCCUGCUGCAGCAUGCUGCUGGAAAACCAAUGAAUCCCUCACAAACAUUUUUUUAGAGAACUCUGUUGAAAGGACAAACGAAACCAAUCUGGACAUGAGGACAAGAGGUUAAUUUUACUGAUGCCCCAGAGCCACGUUCCUAUCCCCCCCCCAACCACAUCCUCACACAGCAGGAUGUUGUGUUGUUUUGUACAUAUUUAUUUUUUGUUAGUGCUUUAGUAAAGGAGUUUGCUGAGGCCAGCACACAAUCCAUACCUGUAAGGUCAAGUUAUUUCUGGGGCCUCCUGCCCCUUCACCACAUCAGUGUGGUACCUGAAAGUGUUCUGCUCCAGCUCUUCACCAAGUUCACUAAACUCCUCCUCUUCUUCUUCUUUUCCUCUGACUUGAAAUGGCUUUUGCACUUAAUAUAAGAAGCUUUGCGGUUGUGCUUGCUGUUACUGUCAGAUUUUCAGUUUGUAAGUGUGUGAGCUAAAGGGAAGAGACGCAUGGGACGUAAGGGUUUAAAGGAUGCAGGGUUUUUGAAGGCCAACACUAAGAUCUUUGGACUACUGAUACUGUGGACUUACUUUUCUUUAAUUCUGAUCUUAACAAUCCAAGCAGCCAGUGUUCUCACACAUUGUGAAUAUUUUUUUCUUAAACAGUAUUUACAGCACAAUCAAAUGUCCUGGACUUUUUUAAUGUGGCUUAGCAGCAGAUGUUAUUUCCAAUAUAAAAACACUUGCCAGAUUUAUCAGCAGUUCAAGUACAGUGUGUAACGUAGCUAUCAUUCAGCUCAAUGUCAGCAUCAUAUAGUUUUUAUACAAUCAGACUCCACAAACUAGCUUGACGUUCAGCCUAGAAAUCGCUCCUAAUAUCCACUGCAGCUUACAUUAUUCAAGCCCUGACAUGAUGCAGCAACAGUGCACCCAAAACAUGUCUGACUGGCAACAUAAUGGCAACAGUGUGUGUGUGUGUGUGUGUGUGUGUGUGUGUGUGUGUGUGUGUGUGUGUGUGUGUGUGUGUGUGUGUGUGUGUGUGUGUGUGUGUGUGUGUGUGUGUGUGUGUGUGUGUGUGUGUGUGUGUGUGUGUGUGUGUGUGUGUGUGCGCGCGCAUGUGUUCCCUAUAAAGCCUUGAGAUGAACGUUGUCAAUGAUCUCACACUAAAGCAAAGCCCAUCUGCUGCUUCACUGCUAUCUAUAUUUAAACCUGUAAAAAAAACCUGUAUACACAAUUCCAUGUGAUAUGUAUGUACAUACAAAACUGUAUCAUGUCUGUAAACAUAUCAAAGUCUAGCUUUUUUUUUUGGUCACGUUCUGAUGAACAUUUGUAUUUUUGUAUUUGUAUUUCAUUUUGUUCUCCUUUUAAAUGUGAAAAUGUCUACAAAUAACUACAGCUGUCUUACUGCUAAAGCUCAGAAAGAUAUUCCAUUUCUCUGUGCAGGUCUGACUAAGACUGUAGCAUUGAAUGCUCCUGUGCCCUGUCACACUUUGCUCUGUGUUGAAAUGACUGCGAGCAAAGCCAGCAACCUCGAAAGUAACAUUUUUCCUCUGAUAAACAAAUGAGACCAAGUGACUGCCAGCCUCUGUCAUCUGGUGUCAAAGACCUUCAUGUUCACUGUAUUUGAGAUAGAAAUCUGCACAUGAUAAUCCACAGUGACUCUUAAGAAAUCUUCAGUUUCUUGAUUGUCAUUUUCAGUUUGUAUGUUGGUGAGAGGAGAUAAGAAGAAGGGAAAACAAGCUCUGAGUGUUCUGUUUGUGUCUGUGUAGGCAGGUGAGUGCAGAGCAGCUGCAAUAAGUUCUCUGACAGUCAGUGCUAAUGCCAAAGGUUUCCCUGUGUGAUAGUCUGUGAAUGGUCAGGCUCUCAUACUCCUCCGCUGAUAGAUGAUGUCUCACAAAUAGGCUGCAGUGCUUUGUUCUCCAUACAGAACCUUAACCAUUGUGAUUGGAAAAACACAGUCCUGCCUCAGUUGGAUGCAGUAUGAAUCGCUAAAUAUAUCAAAUAUAUAUGAAUGUAUACAUUUCCUUUUUUUGGUCAUGUUUUUUUUGUUGUGUUUGUAGUUUCAAUAAAGGCUUUUUAACA